UCUUAAACAUCAUAUAAUUUAAUAAAAUUAUGAAUUAUCAAUAAGUUAAUGAUAAACUGUCAAUCGAUUCUCUCAUAAGUUGCUAAUUGUAUUGUAUUGUAUUGUCGAACCAACUCAUAACUCAAAACGAACCACCGAAUCAAGCUUGUUCACGAGUCUUGGAAACUGAACAAAAUUUAACUCAAACUCAAUUAAUUAGUGAAAAAUUUGAGUACCCAACAUGAUUUUUCCGAACGGAUACCGAGUCGCUUCUGCAACCCUGAUCCUAAAAGUUGGAGACAAGGCCAAAAACCUUCUUGUGCAUGCAUCCCUUCGAAAAAGCCUCGGUGGGGUUUAUUUUGCCCGCCACUUGUAGAUGUAAUAUUAAUUCGUGGCUGCGUUCAUUUAAUAGAGCUGUCUGUGUUCCCACUUUGUUUCAGUCCACAAAGGCCAAAGCCUUUCCUUUUCUUGGAAGCUUGUUUUCCCCACUUUCAGACGGGUCUCCGUUUAUGAAUAGUAGAAACAAAGCAUAUACAAUAACUCAAUAAGAUAAGUAAAUGCUUGAAUUUGUAGCCAAAGUAGGUAACGGCGGGUCGGAGGCCAAGUCCAUGAAAACGAAAAACUGACACUUAGAUCAAAUUUCGGGCCAAACUAGUUUCGGUCCACAAAACCUUUUCUUUUCUUUGAAGCCCUGUAUUCCCCUGUUUCAGACGGGUCUCCGUCUAUGAAAAAAAGGAACAAAAAUCAUACACAAUAACUCAAUAAGAGAAGUAAACGUUUGAAUUUGUAGCCAAAGUAGGUAACGGCGGCCCAGUCGGGGAAAACGAAAAUCUCAGCUGGGAAAAAGAAGAGUCCGUCUGGGUAGGUGAUAGUGGUCCAUUUUUGUCUUUUCUUUUCCUUUUUUUCUAUCUUUUUUUAUUUUUAUAUUAUCUCCAAACUUCACCUCCAUUGUUUUGGGCUAAGCAUCACAUUCACAAGCCCUUGAUGCUCUAACGCCCUCAUUGCCCUUCCAUUUUUCAUUCUCCGAGAGAGUCAGAGAGAGAUAAGUUUGUUUAAUCAUAUAAAUUGGUUGUAGAAAACAGGGGAUACAGAUUUUACAGAUCACAGUCCUUCCCCAUAUAAGUGGACCACACUCGACUCUGCACUUCCAGCGAAAAAGGAAGAGAGGAACAUAAGAAAAGAUACAAGGACGUGAAGUGUGUCUUCCUUUCCCUUAACUUCCAUUCUCAGAGUUUCUUAGGCUGCCAUGGCUUCCAGGACGGUCUCUUGGUUGCUUGCUCGUUCCAUCUCUUCUUCUGGGCCCAGAUCUGCCCUGCUCUCAAGAGGGAAGAAAUUAGGGUUGGUGAGCAGAGGAGGAAUCCACAGGUACAACAGCACUGCUGCCGCUGCUGAGGAACCCAUCACUCCACCUGUAACUGUACCACAUACUCAACUCCUCAUUAAUGGCAAAUUCGUUGAUGCCGCUUCAGGAAGAACUUUCCAAACACUGGACCCAAGAACUGGGGAACUGAUUGCUAAUGUAGCUGAAGGUGAUGCCGAGGAUGUCAAUCGAGCUGUCGCCGCUGCUCGCAAGGCAUUUGAUGAAGGACCCUGGCCCAGGCUUCCUGCUUUUGAAAGGCAAAAGAUAUUGUUGAAGUGUGCUGAUUUGGUAGAUAAGCACAACGAUGAGAUUGCAGCACUUGAGACGUGGGACAAUGGGAAGCCUUAUGAACAAGCUGCUAAAGUUGAGGUGCCAAUGUUUGCGCGGCUCUUUCGAUACUAUGCUGGUUGGGCUGAUAAGAUCCAUGGUCUCACUGUACCGGCUGAUGGACCUUACCACGUGCAAACCUUGCAUGAGCCAAUUGGGGUUGCAGGGCAGAUCAUUCCUUGGAACUUCCCUCUUCUCAUGUUUGCCUGGAAGGUUGGCCCGGCUUUAGCUACUGGGAACACCAUUGUUCUCAAGACUGCUGAACAAACACCUCUGUCUGCUCUCUAUGUGGCUAGGCUAUUCCAUGAGGCUGGCCUUCCUGAAGGUGUUUUGAAUAUCAUUUCUGGGUUUGGACCAACUGCUGGUGCGGCUCUUGCUAGCCAUAUGGAUGUCGACAAGCUUGCUUUCACUGGAUCAACUGAAACGGGAAAGAUUGUUCUGGAGCUAGGAGCAAAAAGCAACUUGAAGCCAGUCACUUUGGAGCUUGGAGGGAAAUCACCUUUCAUUGUUUGUGAGGAUGCUGAUGUGGAUCAAGCUGUUGAGCUUGCUCAUUUUGCUUUGUUCUUCAACCAGGGCCAGUGCUGCUGCGCUGGAUCUCGUACAUUCGUGCAUGAAAAAGUAUACGAUGAAUUUGUUGAGAAAGCCAAGGUUCGUGCUUCAAGACGCUCAGUCGGCGAUCCAUUCAAGGCCGGCAUUGAACAAGGCCCUCAGGUCGAUUCAGAGCAGUUUGAGAAGAUCCUGAAAUACAUAAGAUCUGGUGUCGAGUGUGGAGCUACCCUUGAAACUGGAGGUGAACGAUUCGGUUCCAAGGGCUACUACGUCCAGCCUACUGUCUUCUCUAACGUCAAGGAUGACAUGUUGAUUGCAAAAGAUGAGAUCUUUGGACCAGUUCAGUCCAUCCUGAAGUUCAAGGAUCUUAAUGAAGUCAUCAAACGAUCAAAUGCAACCCGGUAUGGGCUGGCAGCAGGUGUGUUUACGCAGAACAUAGACACCGCCAACACCUUGAUCAGGGCGCUUAGAGUUGGGACGGUGUGGGUGAACACGUUUGAUAUCUUUGAUGCCGCGAUCCCCUUUGGUGGGUACAAGAUGAGCGGUCAUGGGAGGGAGAAGGGUAUCUACAGUCUUAGCAAUUACUUGCAAGUGAAGGCAGUUGUUACUCCCUUGAAGAACCCUGCAUGGCUAUAGUUUGCAGCCUGGAUUUGAGGGUCGGUGGGGGAAGGGGGAGGUUGUUUCUCCUCUGUGUCCAUUCCCCUUCUUCUUGCCUGGUAAUUUGAGUGGACAUGAUGACGAUGAUGAUAAAAGAUGAAGAUGGUCGCCGUGAAGAAUACUGUCGUUUUUCUCUCUUUAUUUUGUGUUGGUGGUUGUCAUCUACUUUUUUUUUUUUCUUUUUGGAGGGAGCCUCUACUCUAGCCUUGAUUGUUUACUUUGGGAUUUUCACUUUAACAUGUCAUACGGCCUUCUGUACCAAAAGCUCUUUUCUGCUUUUCAUGGUAAUCACCUGAACUGAAUCUAUGAUUCGAAUAAUUAGAAGGCAAAGUGCUUGCCUUUGAAAGUGGAACUCUUUUCCAGAUUAGCCCCUUUUCCUCGUUCAAUGAUGCAAGGAUUUUAUAGCUCAAGAACCAGGAGAGCUAAAAAAAACCAGCACCGUGAAUCAGUCACACACCCUGUCUGUAUAAAAACUCCCUUGGCCAACAGCAAAACAGAGUAACUGUAAUCUAUCAAACCUCUAUCAAACACAAAACUAGAUAAUGCAGUUGGAUUUUGUGGUGGUGUGAAUGAAAAUGAAGGGAAGAGAGUUAAAGUAGCUCAAAGGAGCUAAAAAAAGGCUCAUUUAUACAAUCUUGCAAGUCUUGCAAUAUUGUUUCCACCUGCUUUGUCUUUUAUAUUUGGUCAACUAGAUUCAGUUGUUAUAUUCCCUACUGAUGAGUUUUGGAUUUUUCAAAGGUACGUCUAAACAUGGUAGUUUUUCAAAGGUGCAUCUAAACAUGGUAGUUUAAGGAAAAAUAAUGUACACUAUGAGCUCAUGCAUGAUGUUUGUAAUUUUGUGACAUUCUGUGUGUCUAUAUAUAUAUAUAUAUCUUUAACAAGUUUAGUAAUGAGUAUAACGGCCCUAUUGUUCCGAUGGAGAGAAGAACCUAUGAUUAGCUUUUCGGGAAAACCAAGAUUUGCUUUAUCCGGUAUCAAACGAGAGCUGCGGGCAAAUAGAACUCCUUUUAGGAGUAUCAAAUACCGUCACAUGAAUGAAAACUUCAUUCUCGAUUCUACGAGAAUUUUUAUGAAAGCCUUUCAUUUGCUUCUCUUCUAUGGAAGUUUUAUUUUCCCAGAAUGUAUCCUAAUUUUUGGCGCCCAAGUGGUUUGGCCAAUAGUGGGUCAAGAAAAUAUUAAAUGGUGAUGUGGGUGGAGGUUUCCGAGGAAUCCAAAUAACCUCGGGUUUUUCCCAGAUUUUUAUAUAUAUAUAUAUAUACACUAACACUUUGCCCGGCCAAUUGGCCGGUCGAAUAAAUCAUUUUUCAUCUU
Molecule: messenger RNA, 4183 nt
Organism: Linum trigynum
Lineage: Eukaryota; Viridiplantae; Streptophyta; Magnoliopsida; Malpighiales; Linaceae
Source: the annotation of a GenBank genome assembly